This is a messenger RNA of Bipolaris oryzae ATCC 44560, 651 nucleotides long. RefSeq lists its product as uncharacterized. Lineage: Eukaryota; Fungi; Ascomycota; Dothideomycetes; Pleosporales; Pleosporaceae. Bases 1 to 651 code for a protein of 216 amino acids. The transcript is spliced from 2 exons. The record is from RefSeq and is a predicted model, not a curated record.
AUGUUGGCCACGCUCUUCCUUCUCGCCGCCACCAUAGCGACACCCGCAAUCGCAGGCAUCCAGCAAUCCGACUUCAGCGGCAUCGGCAACAUCUACGUGCUCAAAUCAGAUAACUGGCAGACGGCCACCCCCAAAGCCACAGUUGGCUGCCUCGACAACAACGGCAAAUUCAUCUCAGAAAAGAGCCCCUCCAACAAAUGCGGCGUCUUCUCCCGUCUAGACGAUUUCCCCUACACGCUCAGUACCUCAAAGGGAAACUGCACCUUCGAAGACGACAAGCAGGACAAGAAUACGGAUAGUUACUACGGGAAGACGGAUUCGGCGUGGAGUUGUGGUGAGCGUGUCGCAGACAUUUAUGACCAACUAUAUACCAUCAACGGCUUCCCAUACGUCUUCCUUUGCUUCGGCGACGUAGCAUGUUUCUACGACGCCAAACACACACCUAGCUCCAAUGAGGUACUCCCAUUCUGGCAGUACCGCUGGGGCUCCCAACAGAUGGGUAUCACGCCCGGCCACGUGCAGUUGCAGCUCAUGUGGAAGAAGAUUGAUGACUUACCGGGACGCUCCGAGGCAAGCGAGUUUCUAGGGCCUAGGGUAAGGGUUGAGGAGGGGUCGCAGAUCCCGUUGUUGGGAAAGAAGGCUAGGGUUUGA